This is a messenger RNA of Paecilomyces variotii, 1252 nucleotides long. Its product is annotated as class I glutamine amidotransferase-like protein. The record is from RefSeq and is a predicted model, not a curated record. Gene Ontology annotation, cellular component: nucleus; cytosol. Bases 412 to 1173 code for a protein of 253 amino acids. The transcript has 3 exons. Lineage: Eukaryota; Fungi; Ascomycota; Eurotiomycetes; Eurotiales; Thermoascaceae.
GUGCUGACAAGAAGUGCAGCUUCGAGGAUGGAGAGUGUCACAUUAUCCCAUCGCACGUAUCUCCGGAUACAGGAAAAAUGCCAACCGUUCAGGCUUGAACAGAAGCGGACGGCAAUUUACAUAGUUCAAAAUGCGGCGGUUCUUCCGAUAAGAUCGCUGCUCCCAUAAGUACUUAGGCGGUGAGAGAUAUACGCCAAUCAGGGAACUGCGAUACGACUAAAGGCGUUGGUGACUCAACAACAGCCACAGUUUGUCUUGAUCUUUCAGAACGUCAGAGACAAGCCGGGCUCCAAGUUGAUUGUGCGGUAUCGUCCGUUUUCUGGUACCUAGAUUGGUGACAUCUUAUUCGGAAAAGCAACAGAUCUCUAAGCUCUAAGUUGUACAGCCCUACUGGAUUACCCCGCUAUCGAAAUGCGCCGCCCGCUUCGCAUCGCGAUUCUCGAGACCGACACGCCCCUCGAAAGGACCAACAAGAAAUAUGGCGGAUACGGUGGCGUCUUUGAGGCCCUCUUAAAGGCCAGUGCGAAGGCGUUAGGAGAGCCCGAGAAGUUGGAUCCGGAAACAGGGCUGGAGAUCACGAAGUGGGAUGUUGUCCAUAGAGAUGAUCGUUACCCGAAUCUCGACGAUAUAGAUGCUAUCCUCAUGACUGGCUCUAGACACAACUCCUUCGACAACAUUCCCUGGAUAAAUAAGCUAGUAGAGUUUGUGCAAAAGGUCCUUGCUCAAGACCGUGUCCGCAUCAUCGGCGUCUGUUUUGGUCAUCAGAUCCUCGGUCGCGCACUCGGCGCCAAGGUUGGUCGGAGUGACGAUGGUUGGGAGAUCUCGGUUUGCGAGAUGGAUUUGACGGAGAAGGGGAAGGAGUUGUUUGGACGAGAUAAGCUGCGUCUGCAACAAAUGCACCGCGACAUCGUCUUCAGUUAUCCACCAAAUGUGAUUCCUCUCGGCUCUUCUCCUCGCUGCGCCGUUCAAGGAAUGUACUCACCUCGCCGCUUCAUUUCCGUUCAGGGUCACCCUGAGUUCACGAAAGAAAUCAUUUCUGAUAUCCUUGAGGCACGAGCCAAAGCUGGAAUUUUUGCUGGGGAAGAAUUCAAGGAUGCGAUGGCAAGAGUUGGAAACGAAAACGACGGCCUCGCUGUCGGUGUUGCAUUCUUGAAAUUUUUGCUCGAAGACUAGACGAUAAAUGCCUAUAUCCUAGAGAUGUCUAUAGAAAUACUGUAUAUAAAGACUGUGCGUGGACAUAUUAGAGAGAUGU